This is a messenger RNA of Hordeum vulgare subsp. vulgare (domesticated barley), 1174 nucleotides long. Its product is annotated as purine permease 3-like. Gene Ontology annotation, cellular component: membrane. The transcript is spliced from 2 exons. NCBI's taxonomy places the organism in Eukaryota, Viridiplantae, Streptophyta, Magnoliopsida, Poales, Poaceae. The record is from RefSeq and is a predicted model, not a curated record. Gene Ontology annotation, molecular function: purine nucleoside transmembrane transporter activity. The coding region runs from base 24 to 1145 and encodes 373 amino acids.
UUAAGUCUGGUGCUGGUGCAGAGAUGGAGAUGGAAAUCCCUGCCAAUGCAUGGCAAUGGCAACGGCAAUGGCAUCAUCUCCGAAGCGCCGCCGCCGCCGCCGCCAAGCCGCUCCUCGUCGUCAAUUUCCUGCUCCUAGCCGUCGGCACGGCCUGUGGCCCGCUUCUCCUCCGCCUCUACUUUGUGCACGGCGGUACCCGCAAGUGGCUCUCGAGCCUCCUCCAGACGGCCGGCUGGCCGCUCCUCCUCCUGCCGCUCUGCGCCUCCUUCUACUCCCGCUCCCGCCGCGGCCGCAGCCCAGAAGGAGUUGCCGUUGCCGGCGGCGUCCUCCUCAUGACGCCCCGCCUCCUGGCCGCGUCCGUCGUCGUCGGCCUCAUGACCGGCGCCGACAACUUGCUCUACGCCUACGGCCAGGCCUACCUCCCGGUCUCCACCUCCUCCAUCCUCAUCUCCACGCAGCUUGCCUUCACGGCCGCCUUCGCGCUGCUGCUCGUUCGCCACCGCUUCACUGCCUCCACGGUGAACGCGGUCGUGCUGCUCACCGUCGGCGCCGCCAUGCUUGGGAUGGACUCCGGAGGGGACCGGCCGACGGGCGUGUCGGGAGGGCACUACGCAGCUGGGUUCGGCACCACGCUUGGCGCCGCCGCGCUCUACGGCCUCAUGCUGCCCGUCAUGGAGCUCAGCCAGGCGUCGCACGACGGCGCGCUCACCUAUACCCACGUCCUUGAGAUGCAGGUCGUCAUCGGGCUCACCGCCACAGCCUUCUGCGCCGUCGGCAUGCUAGUCAACAACGAUUUCCAGGCAAUCCUAGGAGAAGCCCGAGAGUUCGAACUUGGGCAGGCGGGCUACUACCUGUUGUUGGUUGGUACAGCCGUGGUGUUCCAGUGCUUCUGCCUCGGCGCGAUCGGCGCCAUCUUCUACAGUUCAGCGCUGCUUGCCGGAGUCAUCAUCACCGUGCUCAUCCCUGUGACUGAGGUCCUCGCCGUUGUCUUCUUCCAUGAACCCUUUAGCAGCACCAAGGGCGUCGCCCUCGGGAUAUCGCUCUGGGGCCUCGCAUCCUAUUUCUAUGGUGAGGUGCCGAAUAAGGCACUAGAUACAGCUGAGCAACAGUCAAGUUUGUAUGACGUUCCCGAUUGUGAAAAUUGAAGGAAAAGACACAUGCUACUCAGAAAUAA